Racocetra persica is the source of this 168-nucleotide messenger RNA. The record is from the annotation of a GenBank genome assembly. NCBI's taxonomy places the organism in Eukaryota, Fungi, Glomeromycota, Glomeromycetes, Diversisporales, Gigasporaceae.
AUGACUAACGAUGACAAAUCUACAAAAGAAUAUAUGACUUACGAACCAGUAAAUGUAUCCAAGAGUAGUAAUAAAACUGGAAAAGAAAAAAGGAAUAUAAUGAUAGUGGAUGAUGAUAUUGUUAUGGAUCGAAAUUAUAAUUCAAAGAGUAGUAAUGUAAAGACCAAU